Messenger RNA from Sitodiplosis mosellana (orange wheat blossom midge), 4406 nucleotides. RefSeq lists its product as uncharacterized. Bases 3302 to 4063 code for a protein of 253 amino acids. Lineage: Eukaryota; Metazoa; Arthropoda; Insecta; Diptera; Cecidomyiidae. The transcript is spliced from 4 exons. The record is from RefSeq and is a predicted model, not a curated record.
AAUGCAGGAUGCAGAACGUUGUAGGAGGAAGCACAGUCUUCCCUCUAAGUAAUUGCUUGUUGUUUCUCAAUAAAAGACAGAUACUUCUAAAAUAAAGUGCCGUUGUGCAUUAAAUGUUCACUGAAAACCAAAAAGAGAAAGUGAGCAGUCUGAUUUGAUUUUGUUUGUACAGAAACUCGAUUACGGUUGAAAGAGCACUGUGAACGUGAGCGAGUGUAUUACCAAGUUAAGUGUGUACCGUGAGAGAAAUUCCUUAUGGUUUUAUCUAUUGAAUGUUUUAUAAAUCAACUCGAUACAAAUGCGACAUUGGCAACUCAAGUAACGUCUUAUAAAUUUCAUUAUUUUUGUAUACAACUGAAUUUACCUUGGUUCAUCACAGCCGAGGUUCGUAUUACGUAAUAAAAAUGUUGUUUGCGAAUGAGCAAAAAAUCCAUAAAAUAGCGAAGAUGUGCGUGACUAAACAAGGGAACAAGAGAUACGAAGUGAGCAUGCGAAAUGAACAAAGCCCACGGGAAACCUUUUAAUUCUUGUGUCUAUGACACAAAUGAUGGAAAAUAACCCGAAGAAAGUACGUGUAUGCGAGUGUGCGUUUGUAUACAAAAUUCAGCAUCGAAAUGGAACUGAAUAAAUCCCAAAAAAAUGAAAUACACGCAUCUCACACGCACUUUUCGGCCGGAUUUCUUCAUUUUGAAAAGUUUGCUUGCACACUGCAAAGCUUUACAGCGAUUAUUAACAUUUCGUGUGAUCAAUCGACCGAGAAAAUUCCUUUGAGUAGGGUAAAAGUGAUUAAUUUUUAGGCAUGGAUCGAUACACAUUAUGUCCGAUGGAACUCCACUGAGAGACCUGUUUUUCCUAUGUUCCCAUUAUCAAACUCCAAUUCUAAAAAAAAAACAAGCAAAUGGAUUCUUAUAGAAACACAUUCCGGAGUUUUUCCAAUGGGUUCGAUUCGACUAUCCGAGAACAUCGUAAUUUUCUUCACUGUAUUUUUUUCUUCAGGAAAUCGAAAGCAAUAUAAUCGAAAUAGAAAUAUCAGUACACUUUUUUCCCAUCAGUUCCCUCGGUAUGUUAAAAUAUAAAAAGUUGAAAAAAUGAUGAGAGUUUUUUCUUCUGAUAUCCUUUCUUCAGAUUUGUUUUUUAUAGUAUUUUCGUAGAAAAAGGGUUUGCUCAGUGAAAAAAAAAAAAUCGACUGAAUUUAAAACCAUUGGGAAUCACGCCAACAUUUGGUUUGGAAGAUGUUUUUGCAUCUCGUCAACUAUGUGCAAAUAGCUUUUAACCACACAAUUUCGGUCGGCGAUAGUGUUGGAAUUGUUCUGCCAUCGAAAUAUGUUGGGUUGAGAGUGCGCCGGAAGUGAUAUGCUUGCAAUUUGCCAUCUAACGUAUCCAUUAGGUAAAUUGUUCCCCAAAAAGCAAUAUUGGUGUAAACUUUACCAUGAUUUUAACAAAAUGUAUUCGAUAACAGUACUGAGAGUUUAAUGCUGCGAUUCGUUUAAAAUGUUAUCGUGAUGAAAUAAGAGAAGAAAAUAACAAAUACAAAAUGGAGAAAAAAGGGAAGUCAAAUGGUUUCGGGUGUAUAUGCAGACAUCCCUAAAACGAUUUUAUCUUCUUACUUACGUUUAACGCUAAAAUUUUCGCUCGUUUAUCUUUUGCGCCUCAAUUGCUCCGAACAGCUCUCAGUUGUUAUAAUGUGUAGAUGAAUCAGUAUAAGUUUCUUAAAUUUCGCAUAAAAUGGAGCGUUAUACAGCCUUUUUCACGUAUAUUGCAAAUAUAAACUUUAUGAAAAUUCACCGUUUUAACGAACAAAAAAAUUUACAAUGCAAAAAUGAUCAUAAAUUUACACCCAAAACGAACGAUGAAUUUUAUUACACUCUCCGUAAAGAUUUUUUGCAAAUAAAUGGCUCGCGUUGUCAGAAAACAAUGAUUUCAUCAGCGUAGACAGACACACGUCUCACUCACUUUUUUUUUAUUUCGCUGGCAACUGAAUGAACAUCCGUUGCAAAAUGAAAAGAUAUAUAAACUUUGUUCUUUGUCAGACUUAAUAAAUCACCGUAUGUAUCUCUUAAUGGGCGAUAUAAUAGCACAUUCUAAAAAAAAAAAUGUUAGCGACGGAAUCAUAACGUGUUAGAAGCAAAAUAAUGACAAAAGUCCAAUGUACGAGUUACAGAUUGCACACAAUGAGAGAUUUUUUUUUCUGCUUGAAUCACGUAUUCACUAUUGAUUCAAUUGGCAAUUGUUUGUCUCGUAAACGAUACGAUUUUGAGCGAGCACAAGACAUAAAUUCGCAAUGAUCCAUAUGUUUGCCUUGUUGUUGAUAAACUGAACACUGCUAUCACUGUUGGAACCGUGCAAGAGCAUUGAAUCUGAGAGUUGGAGCGAAUGGACCACGAUUUUCCAUGCAACGAAUCGACUGGAAGUGGAUGCGUGCUGCGUGUUGCUGUAAAUCACUCCCCUAUAACAUUAUUUACAUUCCAGUGCAACUACGCAUGUUACUGCUAUCUUUCCAGCCAUCGUUCGCUCACCCGAGCUUCUCCGACACAGAUAAUAACAAUUCACUGUUAUCGCUGGCUGCUUAAGGAGAAACCAAACACCAUGUGCUUGGGUGCUGAACGUAUUAUAUUGACCAACCAUCUGCUUGUUUCACAAUUCCAAUAAUUCUCCCAUUCUUAUCCCAUCCACACAGCACAUAUCAGCUCCACAUUCCAUGAAAUUUAUUCUUAUCUCCGUUGUAUUAUUUCAAUUCUUCUUUAUUUAUAUCGACCUUAUUGCAAUGAAGAACUUCUUUUUUUUUCAUCCACGCAAUUUUACCUAUUGAAAUAGCUUCAACUGGCACACGAAACCAACAUAAUGUAGAAAUAAACGCCUACUCAUAGCUCAACAUAUUUACGUUGAAUGUGUAAAGAUACAUUCCAUUGUGCGAAAAAUUAAUAUUUCAUUUAUCAAACAGAGUGAAGAGCAUCAAUACACGGAUAAAUGGUUUUUGAGUAACGCGCUUUGUGAUAAAUGAACACUCAUUUGUUAUGAAGAAUGAUGUUCACAAGACAAAAAUGUGUACAUCUAAUGACACACGAACGUAAGGACGCACCCUAUCAUUUUGGCGCACAAACUUUGACAGAUGAGUUUCGCUCACACACAGAACAACCAAAACAAAUUCAGUAUAGUUCGUUGUUGGCGUCUGUUGUCUUACCGUGCAUUCUGUGAUUUCAAAUUAUUUGUCAACAUUUGGAAGAAUCCAUUGCAAGUGUUGGAUUCAGUUAAACGGCGGUGAACGUAAAUAUUUCUGGUAAUUUAUUUCAAGUUUUUAGAAAUGUCCAAAGAUUCAUCACAUUCAUCGUUGCGUAAAAGACCCGUAAGAAAGGCGAAAGAAAAGGCAACGUUCGAAAUUAGAAAAUAUUUUAAGCCGAAAAGUUUGCAAAUCGUUCCGGAGGAUGCAGAAAUAUUGAACACAAAACAGCCAAUGAAAGACAAAAACAACAAUUCUGGAACGAAAACAAAACGAAAUUUUAAUCAAUUAUAUCAGAAACAAAGUAAACAUGACGAAAAGGAAUCAAUUAGUGAGGCACAUCCAAAAAGGGCAAAACCAAACUCGUGGAAACCAGAGUCUGAUGGAACGAAACUGACUCUGAAGAAAAUUGCUUCGAAGCAAUUAGAGUUUUCUUCGAAAAGCCAUCGUUCAAAAGACUCGUCGACAUCAUCGUUGUCUGAGCUCGUCAAUGUAUUGGACAGUCCAGUGGUGUCGAAGAGUGUGAUUGUAUUAGAUAGUUCAAUUGCAAGCAAUGAGUCAGAGUAUGGUUUUGAUGCAUUACAAACAGACGAUCCGACUGACGAAGAGAUCGACGUCGAAUUGACUGAUACAAAAAAACCAUACUGGAGCCUAUACAAUAAUCGCAUUGCAAUUGUUAUUGAUCAAACGAAAGUCAGGACAAAAGUGAUCGACAAGCUAUUUGACUCGGGUCCUGAAACCGUGAACUCAUUAGAAAUCUUCCCAAUGAACACACCGAUUUCACGCCGUCGAUCGACAGCCGUUUGGAACACUCCACCACGUUAUUCAAUGCUGCCAAAGUACUAAGCUCCAUUAUCAUCAUCAAUUCUAACCACAGAUAGACUCUCGUUAGAAAUACUUUCAAAAUAUGUGUGAGAUUAGUUUGCCGAAUUGAUUCCCAAGAUUUAAAACAUUUGCCAUUUUGAAACUAAAUUUUCUGAACGAAAUCGUUAUACUAUUAUCUAUUAGACCAGUUUUUUAUUUUUUUUAAGAAUUCGUACAAUAAGUGUGAUUUAUAUGUUGAAUACAUUCGAAAAUAAAGCAUGUACACCAAUAUAGCCAAUGAGGCAUGCAACGGUUUUUACCUACUGCUGAUAAUAGUUUAAGAUGUUGGAAAAAAAAUUCGAAUAAAAUAAUGAAAUUAUCUCAA